AUGGAGGCGCCGAGCGAGUCUGGCGGCGGCGGUGGGCGCAACGGAGACCUCGGUGGGGAGGAGGGCUUGCGAACUGAAGGAGGUGGCCGAAGCCCAAGGGAGAUUGCGGGGACCUCGGCUUCCAGCCCCGCCGGCUCCAGAAGGGGCAGCGCCGACAGAGACGGGCAGCCUGGGCCCGGCGAGGCAGACCACUGCCGCCGCAUCCUGGUACGAGAUGCCAAGGGGACCAUCCGAGAAAUUGUUCUGCCCAAGGGAUUGGACCUGGACAGACCCAAGCGUACCCGCACAUCCUUCACUGCUGAGCAGCUGUACCGCCUGGAGAUGGAGUUCCAGCGCUGCCAGUAUGUGGUGGGGCGUGAGCGCAACGAGCUGGCCCGCCAGCUGAACCUCUCCGAGACCCAGGUGAAGGUCUGGUUCCAGAACCGCCGCACCAAGCAGAAGAAAGACCAGAGCAGAGACCUAGAGAAGCGGGCAUCCUCCUCCGCCUCCAAGGCCUUUGCCGCUUCCAACAUUCUGUGGCUGCUGGAGCAGGGCCGGCUGCUCUCCGUGCCCAGGGCGCCCAGCAUCCUGGCGCUGACCCCGGGUCUGCCAGAACUGCCUGCUGGCCACAGGGGUACCUCCUUGGGUGACCCUAGGAACUCUUCUCCAUGCCUCAACCCUCUGCCCUCAGCUUCUGUGUCACCACCGCUGCCACCUCCUCUGCCAGCGGUCUGCUUUUCCACAGCCCUGCUUCUGGACCGGCCUGCUGGCUACGAACUGGGCUCCUCAGCCUUUGAGCCCUACAGCAGGCUAGAAAGGAAAGCAGGCAGUCCUGGUGGUGGUGGUAAGAAAGCUAACACAUAAGACUCCCACCCCUAUGAGACUCUGAGUCCUCAGCACAGCACCACCCCAGGCUCCUGGCCCCAGAGGACUGCACCGAGCAGGUCCUUCAAGGAAAGCAGCAGCAGCAGCCCCCUCCCCACCUGUCCUCAGCUCGAGACUCAACUGAAUGGCCUUGGUC
Fukomys damarensis (Damara mole-rat) is the source of this 1000-nucleotide messenger RNA. It is a transcript of the gene Vax2, whose product is annotated as ventral anterior homeobox 2. The transcript is spliced from 3 exons. Lineage: Eukaryota; Metazoa; Chordata; Mammalia; Rodentia; Bathyergidae. The record is from RefSeq and is a predicted model, not a curated record. Bases 1 to 843 code for a protein of 280 amino acids. Gene Ontology annotation, molecular function: DNA binding; DNA-binding transcription factor activity, RNA polymerase II-specific. Gene Ontology annotation, biological process: neuron differentiation; brain development; central nervous system development.